CUACUCCUUCAAUGUCGACGGAGGUGACUGGCCUUCGUCGGCGUCUAGCAGUCUUCAAGCCACUCAACUCUUCACCCGUUUCUGACCUGCGUGUCAUGCAUGAGGACGAUCAUGGUGGCAAAGACCACGAUGCAGAGGACAUCAGCCCGGAGGAACCGUGCAGUGAGAGCGAAUAUGAACUUGCAAGCCCUAGCACAGACGCGUCGGGUCAGGAUAAUAUAACCAUUGCCCAUGCCACGACGUCAGAAGAGAAGCCGCCUCCUAUCCAGUCAGAGGUGGCGGAUUCAACCCAUAAGCUCCCUCCUCGUAUGUCAACGAGCGCGCCUCAAACACGCUUUCGUGCUCAACAACGUGGCACGACUAGUUUCCGCAGUGCGAGGCGGGAGCGCGACAAUGUAUCACCGUCUAGUUCGUCCUGGUUCGGAUUCGACCUGUCUAUUAUCGUUGCCCUGGUGUCACCCAUAGGCAACAUCUUGACUGGGAACGAUCAUAUCAAGAAUAUUCUUUUAAUUUUGCUGCUUAUUUAUUACUUGCACGAGCUCGUUGAAGUUCCGUGGAAGUUGUACCGCAUGUCAAUCCCUUCGGAACGAUUUCAUACUCCACCCGCGAAGGAUGCACACCCCAUAAAGGCUUCGGCUUACUCCGAGCUUCGAUCUCUCGAACUAUUCUAUCUUGUCCUUACCGUUCUUUCUCCUUUCCUCGGUGCGACUCUACUCAAGUAUGUCGCGACUUCGAUUUCCGGAAAUCCAAAUACUUUGUCCUGGUUCAGUACUUCGCUGUUCGUUCUAGCGACUGGCAUACGCCCAUGGACACAUCUUUCAGAGCGCCUCAAAGAUCGCAGCCGUGCACUGACGACACUUCUUGAAGAAUCCCGUGAAGACACAGAAAAGUCUGCAGAGUAUGAGGAUCCAAAGGCGGAAUUCGACAGCGAAAUUUCGGACCUUCGUGGAAAAUUCACUUCGAUGGACAAGCGUCUGGUAGAUUUGAACGGUUCAUUUUCUCGCGAAUGGGAUGAACUUGCGGACGCCAUUGACGCCAUUGAUACGAGUAUUAAACGUCAUCAGGCAGAGGCGUUCACAAAAUCUCAGGACUGGGAAGCACGACUUAGCGUCUUGGAAACAUACGUACUUGACCUUCAUGCGAAGGACCGCAAAACUCGCAUACAUUCGGAUGACUCUUAUAUGCGUGGUGCACGGUUGCGAGCUAUCUUCUGGGACGUGCUCGCACUACCGUGGACUAUCUCAGCGAUUGCUUGGGCCUUUGCUUCGAGGCUCGUUGACAAAUUCGCUGAAGAAGUUAAUCCACAUCGCCGUGCUCCAGUGGUGGACAAACUUACUACUCCGUCUCGCUCAAAGUUUCGUGCCCCGGCAUUGGAGACUAUCAUCGAAGAAGAUGUAGAUGGCCAAGAUCAUAGUCCACAGAAUGGUUUCAUCGCAACCGACUCUAGUCAGACGCUCGUAUUGGAGGCCACGCAGAAUCACGACGAUAUCGUCGAAGUGGGUUUGAACUUCGCCGUACGCCUUUGUGCCUCUGUAUUCUGGCCUCUGCUUUUUACUGCUCGUAUGAUGCUGUAUUUCCUCAAUUUGCCCCGAUCGGCUCUUCGUGCCAUUGUUCAUUAGUGUGUAUUUCCGGUGUUGUAUUUUUUUUUGUACGGGUCGUCUUUUAUCAUCACUCAGCAUCUUUUCAAUCACUUCUGCAAGUACUGUAUUAUUGAGUCCUUUUUGAUGGACCUGAUUGUUGUACCAAACGCCUUCUUUCUCAUGUGUUAGUUGUGGUAUUGCCUCCCAAGCUUGUUGUUCC
Messenger RNA from Fomitiporia mediterranea MF3/22, 1800 nucleotides. RefSeq lists its product as uncharacterized. The transcript is spliced from 3 exons. The record is from RefSeq and is a predicted model, not a curated record. Lineage: Eukaryota; Fungi; Basidiomycota; Agaricomycetes; Hymenochaetales; Hymenochaetaceae. Bases 12 to 1619 code for a protein of 535 amino acids.